Messenger RNA from Nannizzia gypsea CBS 118893, 1656 nucleotides. RefSeq names its product zinc knuckle domain-containing protein. The record is from RefSeq and is a predicted model, not a curated record. Lineage: Eukaryota; Fungi; Ascomycota; Eurotiomycetes; Onygenales; Arthrodermataceae. Gene Ontology annotation, molecular function: zinc ion binding; nucleic acid binding. Bases 1 to 1656 code for a protein of 551 amino acids. The transcript has 2 exons.
AUGUCAGGCGCAGCGGAAGAUGCAGCUUGCGACUCGCGUACCGCGUCUGUCGGCAUUGCGCCAGCCAAAGGAGCCCAGCGAGUAGCUUCGUGGAGUGGAGGCGCUGGAAAGCAGCUGUCUGUCAACUGGAAUAAUGUGCGGAAGGGAAAAGUACGGACUGCCCUUAGACGACCCGCGUCAAAACCUGCGAACUCGACCAACUCGUUCAACAAGGUGAAUGGGGAGUACUGGCGCAGUGGGAGUGCCUCUGAAGAUGAGUCUGAGGCCGGGACUCGCGCAAAGGAUAUCAAUGCCUUAGCAAAGGGCGGCAGUGACGUGGAUAGCGAUCGUUCCACUGAUGAUUCUACCGAUCCUUCGGAUGUUGACGACAAUGACAGCUCUAUCUUGUUGAAUAUGGACCAACCAAACACAGAGAAUCUACAGCUGGACGCGCAUCUAGAACCGCAACCUGAACCGCAGUCUAUAUCCACCAACGAGGAACAACCACCAAUGCAACCUGAUACGACCAGCACGAUUGAAAUUAAAGAAGAAACUAUACCAGUGGUAAUCGAACCGCCUGCUGUUAAGAUUGAAAAUAUAGACACAGCUGCACAAACAGCCUUCUCAUCGAAGUACAGCGUGCCACCUCGGACAAUUGCGGAGUUGAACGCGGAAGAUUUUAAGAAGCAGUUAAAAUACCUGCACUACAACAGUACUGGAAACCCUGAUCCCACGACACCUGUCAGAUGUACAGACUGCUUUCGAGAAGGGCAUCUAUCUGAUAUCUGCCCCAGUAAAAAGUGCGAGCAUUGCGGUGCAUGGGAAGCCCAUGAGUCCAGAUUUUGCCCUACUUGGCGAAGGUGCCAGAAAUGCAGAGAACGAGGCCAUGACAAGGCCUCAUGUUCAGCACCUCUUCAGGGGUCUGCUGCGGAGGUUCCCUGCGAUUUAUGCGGCUCUGACCGGCACAUCGAGUCCCAGUGUGAUUUAAUGUGGAAGCAACCACAUCCCACACAUCCCUCUGGGAAGCUAUUUAUUUCGAUAUCAUGUGCGCAGUGCACCAGCUCUCAACAUCUUAUCGGAGACUGCCCGUCUGUGGGCGCUCCAUUACACUCUACGUCUUGGAGCCUAAAAGCGUUUGAUCCUUCCAUAAUCUCCAACACAAGUCUGUCAUCUACCAAUGCACCAAAUGGGAGAGCAAAUGGCGCCAUUCCACAAUUGAAAAUCAAGGGGCGUGCACAAAGGGAACCAACUCCAGAAGAGCACGAACUUCAUAUAAGAUCACGUCCUCAUCCACCUUCAGCACCUCGUUCAAACAUUAGAUUCGCCGAGGGUCUUGGACGUGGGCGGAACCUAAGCUCAAACCAAUCCCGCUCCAAUGAUGGUGGAAACGAUCGCUACACACCUCGGGAUUCUCACCGCGACUACCGCGAACGAGACCAGUACUUUGGCUCCAAUUCCCGUCCUCGUUCUCGUUCUCCAGAGUCACGGUAUGGUGGAAAUCAUCAUAGACCACCCCUCCCGCCUAGUCGUGGAAGAGGCCCACCACCGCCUUCUCGUAAUCCUGGCAGGGAUCGAGGAAGGGGUAGAGGUGGUAGCGGCGGUGGCCAGCAUGGUGGGAAAGACUCUUCAAGGCCUAUGCCUGGUCGAGGUAAGCGGAAAGGCAAUCGAAACUCUUGA